Mercenaria mercenaria is the source of this 707-nucleotide messenger RNA. Its product is annotated as zinc finger protein 90-like. Bases 338 to 691 code for a protein of 117 amino acids. Gene Ontology annotation, molecular function: RNA polymerase II cis-regulatory region sequence-specific DNA binding; DNA-binding transcription factor activity, RNA polymerase II-specific. Gene Ontology annotation, cellular component: nucleus. Lineage: Eukaryota; Metazoa; Mollusca; Bivalvia; Venerida; Veneridae. Gene Ontology annotation, biological process: regulation of transcription by RNA polymerase II. The transcript is spliced from 2 exons. The record is from RefSeq and is a predicted model, not a curated record.
AAAACAUCAAUGAGAAAACUGAUGAAAUAACUGCAAGUGAAGCUCUCAUUGCUAUAAGCAAAUCAGCAAAUGGGGAAAAUGCACAAAUUGCAGUGAUAGUGCUAAACAUAAAUCAAGUAAUAAAAAUGCUGAGAUUUCCAAUGUUAUAUUAGAUAUAACCUCAGUUAGCUCAGAAAAUGAAGGAGAUAAAGAUUGUACAAAUCAGUCAAAUGUUCAUGAUGAUGAAAAAGAUACUGAUAAACAGAAUACUAGGCAAAAUGCUGAUAAGCAAAGUGGAGGAGUAGAUGACAAACAGUCUGCUAUAAAUAUCAGCAAAACUUUCAUAUCAGCAGGCCAAAUGAGAAAAAUAUCUCAGAAAGCUACUCCAUAUCCAAAGGAAAAUGAGGAAACUUGUGAAAAACAGGAUAAAUGGUCAUGUCCUACAUGUGGUAAACUUGGUUCACGGGCCAUGCUGUCAUAUCAUAAGUAUCUUCAUAAAGAAGAAAAGGAACUUUCUUGUGAUAAAUGUGGAAAACAGUUUCAGCAUCCAACUUGCCUCAAGGUUCACCUUAGGAGCCAUGAAGAGAAGAUUUACAAAUGUGAAAGAUGUCUAGCUAAGUUUAGCCGGAAGAAGUACCUAGAAACCCACAUGUUUAAGCAUUCUGGGGAGAAACCUUACAUGUGUGAGACUUGUGGGAAAGCCUACAGGUAAAUGUUUUCUGAUAGUU